This is a messenger RNA of Rhodofomes roseus, 879 nucleotides long. RefSeq lists its product as uncharacterized. Bases 1 to 879 code for a protein of 292 amino acids. Lineage: Eukaryota; Fungi; Basidiomycota; Agaricomycetes; Polyporales; Fomitopsidaceae. The transcript is spliced from 2 exons. The record is from RefSeq and is a predicted model, not a curated record.
AUGCCACUCCCCACAGACGUGUCAGCUCAGUAUCCGCGCCGUUCGCGGUGGACCCACGAACUUCCAGCGACCUCGGAACAUGCCAACCUCUCUGGUCGAGGGCAGGCCACCAAUGACUACCCUGUGACGCACGUUAGCGAUCCAUUAGAAGCGUGGCGGCCUCUGGCCACAAUCUGUGUCAGAUUCAUGCACGCCAAUCUUCGAUGCGUCGAUCCGGCGCUCGAGCACAGAUGCACCCUGCCGCCACUCCCGGACUUCAUCGCAUUUGCGCUGUAUCGCUCGCAUUCACUCGAGUGCGUCGUCUUCGCGACGCUCAUGCUCAUGCAUCGCAUCGAAGUCAGAAAUGCGGGUCGUCCACAUACGCAGCUCUUCGUGCCUCAGCAUCUCUUCCUAGCGGUGUUCAUGGUGGCAUGGCAAGUCAUCAAUGACAACUCGUAUAAGGCCAAGGAUUGGACGGUCGUAGGCCGGAACAUUCCUUUGAAGGACCUCACCAAGGCCGUACGGGACGUAUGCGUCGACCUGUUGGACUGGAAUCUGCAAGUCAAUCCCGACUUGCUGGCAAGUUUCACGACUCACGUCAAAGGGGACUAUAGUCAAGACGGCCCUUAUCAACAAUACGGCCCGGAGUUCGCGGACGGUCUGAUUCACUCGGAGCCAGACGAUGAAGACACCGCAGGAGAGUCCUCGGCACCAGCCGCGCGAGCAGCGGUAGUGUGUCGCUAUCGAGAAGCGCAACAGUCUCCGCAAGUUCAAGGGGCCUCGGCACCAUUGACGACACGCCCGCCGGACCGGGCAAGACACGCUUCUGUUACACAGAAUCAGCGCAGGAACUGCAGCGGCCAGUCAACAUACUGCGUAGCCACACCGUGUGCAUGGUAG